Juglans regia (Persian walnut) is the source of this 997-nucleotide messenger RNA. RefSeq names its product 60S ribosomal protein L18-2. The coding region runs from base 152 to 715 and encodes 187 amino acids. The record is from RefSeq and is a predicted model, not a curated record. The transcript is spliced from 5 exons. Gene Ontology annotation, cellular component: ribosome; cytosolic large ribosomal subunit. NCBI's taxonomy places the organism in Eukaryota, Viridiplantae, Streptophyta, Magnoliopsida, Fagales, Juglandaceae. Gene Ontology annotation, molecular function: RNA binding; structural constituent of ribosome. Gene Ontology annotation, biological process: translation.
AUGCUCUAGGAGGACCAAUACUGCUCCCCAGUCCGAUAACACGCCAUAAAAAGCCUCUCAAAACCCUAGCUUUCAUUUUUUGAGUUCCUCGCAUCAGUAGCGGCGUCGCCCAAGAGAGACACCACACCAUCGUCUGCCGAAGCAAGCUCUAAUGGGUAUCGAUCUAGUCGCAGGAGGUAAGAGCAAGAAAUCCAAGCGUACCGCUCCGAAAUCCGAUGAUAUAUACCUUAAACUCCUCGUCAAGCUUUACCGGUUCCUUGUUCGGAGAACCGGCAGCAAGUUCAAUGCAGUGAUUCUCAAGCGGUUGUUCAUGAGCAAAGUCAACAAGCCACCACUUUCUCUGUCUAGGUUGAUCCGUUUCAUGAAGGGAAAGGAGGGUAAGAUUGCUGUGGUCGUGGGGACUGUGACAGAUGAUAUUCGGGUUUAUGAAGUUCCUUGCUUGAAGGUUACAGCACUGAGAUUUACUGAGACGGCUAGGGCAAGAAUUGAGAAGGCUGGUGGUGAGUGCUUGACGUUUGACCAAUUGGCUCUGAGGGCUCCACUGGGCCAGAACACGGUUCUUCUCAGAGGUCCAAAGAAUGCACGUGAAGCAGUGAAACACUUUGGUCCCGCUCCUGGUGUGCCACACAGCCACUCCAAGCCCUAUGUCCGAUCAAAGGGGAGGAAGUUUGAGAGGGCCAGAGGAAGGAGGAACAGCAAGGGAUUUAGAGUUUGAGUUAAUUUUUUUAUGGGUAAGGUUUGAGUUAAUUUUAGUAGUUGGUGGGGAAGAAAUGUUAUUUCUUACCAUGGUAAUUUAAAUUUUUGCUAGACUAUUAGGUACCUGUGUUGUGGAGGUUGUUUGGCAUCGUUAUUGUGACUAUGGACAUGAUUUUUCAAUGCUUGUUACUUGAAGACUUAUUCUUUUUUACACUGUCUGGUAUCAAAUGUAUCAAGAUAGGGCAUCUUGGAUAUUACGUUUUUUUUUAAUAGUAAGAAAGACAGUUUUAUCUUGGAUAUU